Labrus mixtus (cuckoo wrasse) is the source of this 1385-nucleotide messenger RNA. Its product is annotated as dickkopf-related protein 2-like. NCBI's taxonomy places the organism in Eukaryota, Metazoa, Chordata, Actinopteri, Labriformes, Labridae. Gene Ontology annotation, cellular component: extracellular region. The transcript is spliced from 5 exons. The record is from RefSeq and is a predicted model, not a curated record. Bases 195 to 1025 code for a protein of 276 amino acids. Gene Ontology annotation, molecular function: receptor antagonist activity; co-receptor binding. Gene Ontology annotation, biological process: multicellular organism development; negative regulation of canonical Wnt signaling pathway.
UGCGCGUGGGUGUAAACAGCGUAUAAAGAGGAUGAGGGUCCGUGGACAUCUCACCUGGUCGUUCUCCUCCACGCAGACCGCAGCGUGGGAUCGUCUGCUCACCUGAGAGUCACCUGGACGACACAGAGGAAACAGAGACUUUGGAUUUAACAAACCGGGAAUAAACGGAACUUCCAUCAACAAGAGCAGCGGUCAUGGCUCGCCACGUGGUGCUGAUGGUGUGUCUCGCGCUCGUCCUGUCGGCGCGUGCCCUGGGCUCGGAGGCGCGUGUCAAACUGAACUCAAUCAGGACGGUGAUUCUGAAGGAGGGGCACGCUCUGCCGCUGAACCGGAGCACGUGGGAGCCCAGCCUCGACCUUACGCUCUAUCAGUGCAUGAGCGACCUGGAGUGCAGAGAAGGAAGCUACUGCCACGCCCCCACCAAAGGCCCCGCCCAUUCUCGCUGUCAGAACUGCCACAGGAGGAAGAGGCGGUGCCAUAGGGAUGGCAUGUGUUGCCCAGGCAACCACUGCAGCAACAAUAUCUGUGUUCCUGACGUCGACAGUUUUGUGUCUCAGAGGAUCCCGGACUCUGACGGAGGGAUUGGUUCGCUCUCUAAGAAGAAAGGGUUUAGGAAAAGAGGGAGGAUGGACGUAAAAGGGACCUCAAGUCGAGGUCAGGUUGGGGAUCCCUGUCUCCGCACCUCAGACUGUUCAGACGGUUUGUGCUGCGCCCGUCACUUCUGGACUCGCAUCUGCAAGCCGGUGUUGCGGGAGGGACAGGUUUGCACGCGACACCGCCGCAAGGGGAACCACGGCCUGGAGCUCUUCCAGCGCUGCUCCUGCGGGGACGGACUCAGCUGCCGAACCCUGCGAGAGCCCGGCGCACAGCCUCCGGCGCCGUCUUCAUCUUCGUCACUCCUCGCUGCAGCAAAGUCCAAAUUUGCAGCCUCGUCCCGCCACUCCUCCCCCCACACUUCUCUGCUGGCUUCAAAGUCGUCGUCAGAAGUGUCGAAGACGAGACUUCACGUGUGCCAGAAAAACUAACGAAGGACGGACAAAUGGGACGGGAAGAAAGAAGCAUCCCCUCUCUCUGCCUAUGACCGACCUGCAGGUAACGAGAGGCAGAAACCAAAGAAGAAGAAAGCCGGGAUGAACGGAGGGAGGGGUGAAUAAACCUCCUCCUCCAAACUCUCCCACUAUCUCAAUGCUAAUGAGCUUCCUGUCAGGCUGCAUUCACACACAAACUCAGCGGGAUGUGAAACUCUUUGUGGUUCAGAUCUGGUUUCCUCCUCUGCGUCUAGACGGGCAGAAACCACUUUGAAAUCCGGUUUGACUCCACUUACACAAACAGCAUUAAUAUUGAAAACCUGAUACAUGACUGUUGCAAUGGCCUCAAGAGAUUCA